CAGACUCCAACUCCAGCACCAUGAACGUGUCCUUUGCCUACCUCCACUUUGCAGGCGGUUACCUGCCCUCUGACUCCAAGGACUGGAGGAUCACAGUUCUGGCUCUCUUGGUGGCUGUCUGCCUGGUGGGCUUCGUGGGAAACCUGUGUGUGAUUGGCAUCCUCCUACACAGUGCUUGGAAAGGAAGGUCAUCUAUGAUCCAUUCUCUGAUUCUGAAUCUGAGCCUGGCUGAUCUCUCCCUCCUGCUAUUUUCUGCACCGGUCCGAGCGAGGGCAUACUCCAAAGCCGUCUGGGACCUAGGCUGGUUUGUCUGCAAAUCCUCAGACUGGUUCAUCCACACAUGCAUGGCAGCCAAGAGCUUGACAAUCAUAGCAGCAGCCAAAGUGUGCUUCAUGUACACACGCAACCCGGCCAAGCAAGUGAGUAUUCACAACUGCACCAUCUUGUCCAUAGUGGUGGUCAUCUGGUCUGCGGCCAGCCUCCUAGCUCUGCCUGAAUGGUUUUUUAGCACCACCAGACAUCACGCAGGUGUGGACAUGUGCAUCAUGGAUGUGCCUGCUGUAGCUGAAGACUUCAUGUCUAUGUUUGGUAAGCUCUACCCUCUCCUGGUAUUUUGCCUUCCAUUACUCUUCGCCAGCUUUUAUUUUUGGAAAGCUUAUAGCCAAUGUCAGAAACGAACUAAAACUCAGAAUCUCAGAAAUCAGAUCCGCUCGAAACAACUCACAGUAAUGUUACUGAGCAUUGCAAUCACCUCCGCAAUUCUGUGGCUGCCCGAAUGGACAGCAUGGCUGUGGGUAUGGCAUCUCAAGGCUGGAGGUCCAAGCCCACCACAAGGCUUCAUAGCCCUGUCUCAAGUCCUAAUGUUUUCCAUCUCUUCAGCAAAUCCCCUGAUUUUUCUUGUCAUGUCAGAAGAGUUCAGGGAAGGCUUGAAAGGUUUAUGGAAAUGGAUGAUGACCAAAAAUCCUCCAACUGCCUCAGAGUCUCAGGAAACAGCCGCUGGCAACCCAGAGGUCCUUCCUAGCAAUGUCCUAUCUCUUCCAUCCCAAAUCCUUACUCCAGAGAAAGAGAAACCUGGCUCGCUCUCUUCUGGAAAAGAGAAUGCUGAGAAGGGAGAGAUUCCUGUUCUCCCUGAUGUGGAACAGUUUUGGCAUGAGAGGGACUCAGUCCCUUCUGCACAACAGAAUGACCCUAUCCCCUGGGAACAUGAAGAGCAAGAGACAGGGGACUGUGAUAAAUAG
This is a messenger RNA of Elephantulus edwardii (Cape elephant shrew), 1238 nucleotides long. It is a transcript of the gene GPR151, whose product is annotated as G protein-coupled receptor 151. The transcript has a single exon. The coding region runs from base 21 to 1238 and encodes 405 amino acids. The record is from RefSeq and is a predicted model, not a curated record. Gene Ontology annotation, cellular component: membrane. NCBI's taxonomy places the organism in Eukaryota, Metazoa, Chordata, Mammalia, Macroscelidea, Macroscelididae. Gene Ontology annotation, molecular function: G protein-coupled receptor activity. Gene Ontology annotation, biological process: G protein-coupled receptor signaling pathway.